AUGAAUACAGAGAAAGGACAAGACCGGACAGAUCGAGGACCAUCCCAGAAGACAAUGCUGUCCAAGGCGCUACAGAAAGCGAAUGCUGCCGUUCUUCUUGACAAUGCUACAAACUACGAGGGUGCCAUAGAUGCCUACAACGACGCGUGCCAGCUCCUACAACAAGUGAUGCAUCGAAGUGGUGGUAAUGACGAGAAACAGAAAUUGGAGGAGAUUCGUAAUACUUACUCUAGUCGGAUAAAUGAACUUCGACGCCUUGGCCUCUCCUCUCAACAGGUCGAUGAUGGAAAGGCUUUACCCGAUCCUCCUCCAAACGAGGAGUCACCGUCGGAUGGGAUUUUCACGCUUUUUCCUGAUGCCGGGGCUGAGCGUCAGGAUACCCAUGUUCUCACAACCACAACUGCAAAACUUAUUACCAGUAAUCCUCCUUAUGCUAGCAACUCCAGAGAGCAGCGCAGCCUGGCGCCCUCCCAAAUCCCUCCCAGACGACAAUCCCUCCUCCCCUCAACCUUCGAUGAAGAUGUUAGAUUAGCUAAUCCCCAAUUAAAUCCCGCUCCUUUUCGUGAACAUUCACAGUCCAAGUCGCUGAAGAAAGAUUUUCGAAUAAAACCCCAAAGUUCAACCGAGACACUGAAAAAUUCUCGUUCGGAUCCCUCCACAUUGGGGGAAAUGCCUUCCUCGCCGAGCGCAUAUCCUCAGCGGGUCGAUUUCACCAAUCGACCCUCAACUCAAGUAUCGAACCCGCUUCCCCCUUUGGUAAAUCAGCAUUCCCGUGAUGCGAGCAAUGGAUCAACCUCCUGGCUUGACACUAUUGACGAGUCUGGAGCUUCGUCAAACUCCUCAAUUCGGUCAAGAUCGUCGUUACUCUAUAUUAGACCAAAACUUGCUCGGAAUACCAGCGGAGGUACUGAAGCAGAAUUUGAUGCUGCCCUGGAUGCUGCUGUGGAGGCUGCAUAUGAUGAAGGUUUUGAACCAGCUAAUGAUGCAGAUACCAUGUAUACGGAUGAUAUCGUAUCCAAUGUGAGGCGGAACGUUGAGUUAGCAAAACAAAAGGUUCGGGAGGUACAGUUGGAAUCUGAAGCCGUGUCAGCGAAGAAUAGAGAAAAACGGAGAAUAUUGGAGGAACCUGGGUGGGCAAAUGUUGAUGCAAUUCAUCCAGGCUAUGAUGAUGACGUUGAAGCUGAGGAGGAAGAACGUAUCCUGGAAGAAAUGAUGGCCGACUUCGAAUUUGACCUUCAGUCGAAGUCGGCCCUCCCACGCCAGUCCGACUCAAGUGGUUUUUCUGGCAGAACAUGGGGGAGUUCCGUUGCUUCGAAUUUAACGACAGCUGGUACUUCGCUCUCCACUCUCGCAGAGGGGGUCGAAUUCCAGCCAUUGGAUGCGAGGAUGAAAUCAACAUCCUCACCCCCACAUCCACCUCCUGUCUCUGCAUUACCGCAACCGCCAGUAUUGGCACCGACAUUCGCAGCAUCUUUGCCGUCUGUGGCAUUAGGACCGAUUUCUGCUCAGACCACAUUGACGGGAUCGACAGGCGUGAGGGGAAGGCGACUGAAUGGUCAGAAUCCUGCGGAAUUGUCCAUUGAGACAAUUUCCCACAUAUUACCUGAUACGAAUGGGCCACAGACGGCCCCGAUGGUCUCACCGGUGCUGGAAAGCGUGCCUAAGACUUGUGUCCCCAUUUCGCAAGAUUCGGCCUCCGAAAUCAAAAUAGACACAGCAGGUAGCCCCACAAAAGAUACAUCCAGGGGCUCUGAUCCUGUGGAAGCUCCCCUUACCGAUUCCAUUAUACACUCCACUAAACUACAACCACGAGAGACACAUGACAACAGUUUUCUGCCCUCCCCGUCACGUAUGGUAGCAAAGGUUGCAUCAGCCCCAGAGAAUCUUAGAAAGAACAUAUCAUCCUCGAGCCUCAAGGCAAUGAAAGCUAGAGGCAUGUCCGUUUCAACACCUGAUAUCCCUACUCAGGCACCGGGGGCAUCAUAUAGUGCGACUUUUGCGAAUUUGGAUCAAAGAAAAGUGACUACUCCUUCUUUGCCUCCUGCACAUACCCCUACCAACUCACUUGCUGCCAAUAGCAUUCAUGCUGGAGGACUCAACCUUUUCGAUAGCAAUAUUCACUCACCUACAACUCCAGGGUCUCCUAACCUAUCUGUUCCAUAUGCUCCUUUACCCUUGGAGCCAUGUCCGCAGUCCUUUCUUCUUCGCCCAUUCUGGCUAAUGCGGUGUCUCUAUCAGACCAUUGCUCAUCCCCGUGGUGGAUAUCUUACAACAAAACUCUUUAUACCAAGGGAUGUGUGGCGAGUUCAGAAUGUUAAGUUAAAGGGUGUGGAAGAGAAAAUAUCGAGCUGCGACCUUUUGACAGCCGCACUUUUGAAGCUCGCCAAAGCGGACACCUAUGACGCCGAUGCCGUACUUGAGGAAAUGCAAUCGUUGGAAACUAUUUUAGAUCAAGUUCAGAAUAUUUGGUCAAAAAAGCUAGGAAACGAGGUUGGAGUCCAGGGAUCCAUGUCUCUUUUCAAGUCAACCAUAGGAGAAGAUAUGCCCACAUUUCAUGACAAUGCUGCUUCAAAACCCUCCGGCGGCUCAAGCAAAUCGUACUUGACAUCCUGGCGGAAGCUGCGAUCGAAGAGCUCUGGUACAGGUGGGCCUACGUCUGUUUCUGUUGUAUCGAAGUACGGCAGUAAGGAUACACUUACAAUGAAUUCGCUGCCGAUGACCGACAGUCAUGGCUUUCGUACUCCGAAAAGAAAUGUCACACAGCUGCAGUGUACGGGUCCUAACGCGAGCUAUAUGGGUGCUCUGGCGAGAUUGUUCGAUGCUGCCCAAGUCCUUGAUCAAAUUGCCCGGCAAGUCGAAGACCCAGGUCUGAAACACUCAUCCCAGACCCUUGUUGGGCUUGAACUUAGCACAAGGCAUGCCUCUGAGUUUUUUGGGUUUUACGUUUGUCGAUUCGCGCUCAACGAUAUUGCCUUGAUGAUUGAUAAAUUCGUUAAACGAGGGAGUGAAUGGGUCCUGGUGUAA
Messenger RNA from Paracoccidioides brasiliensis Pb18, 3024 nucleotides. RefSeq lists its product as uncharacterized. The record is from RefSeq and is a predicted model, not a curated record. The transcript has 3 exons. The coding region runs from base 1 to 3024 and encodes 1007 amino acids.